GUUAGCAGGGACCAGGGCUGACCCCCACCUCCCAGCCUCCCAGCUUGGCUAUGGCAUGAAGAUGGGGAUGGGAGUGUGUAGUUGGGGGAAGCACCUGCCCGGACCCCUGCCUACCAUCUGGCUGGGCACUCCAAGGCUGUGGACUGCCCACCUGGUGUUCCCCAACACCUCCAGCCCUGCCCAGUGCACUCCGGUGCCUGCUUCCCUUCAUUGCCUGCGAUUUAGACCAGCCCGGCUGUAUCCAGGGCAACAGAAGCAGGAGUGUCACUGGCCUCCAGAUCAUUGAGGGUCCCACGAUGUGGCCUGGGCUGUGAUUUCCCCUGGAUGAAACAGCUUGAGCUCCCUCCCUGGAUUCCAAGAGAGCCCUGCUAAGAGAGACCAGGUGCAGGAUAGCUGAUGGAGUCCCCCAGAGGCCGUGGAGUACCAGACUGGUUGACCCCGUAGGGUUAGGAGUAGCCCCUGCCCCUCAGUAUGGCCAACACCACUGGAGAGCCUGAAGAGGUGAGCGGCGCACUGUCCCCACCGUCAGCAUCAGCUUAUGUGAAACUGGUGCUGCUGGGACUGAUCAUGUGCGUGAGCCUGGCAGGCAAUGCUAUCUUGUCCCUGCUGGUGCUCAAGGAGCGUGCCCUGCACAAGGCUCCUUACUACUUUCUGCUGGACCUGUGCCUGGCCGAUGGCAUACGCUCUGCAGUCUGCUUCCCUUUUGUGUUGGCUUCUGUGCGCCAUGGCUCCUCGUGGACCUUCAGUGCACUCAGCUGCAAGAUCGUGGCCUUUAUGGCUGUGCUCUUUUGCUUCCACGCGGCCUUCAUGCUGUUCUGCAUCAGCGUCACCCGCUACAUGGCCAUCGCCCACCACCGCUUCUACGCCAAGCGCAUGACACUCUGGACAUGCGCAGCUGUCAUCUGCAUGGCCUGGACCCUGUCUGUGGCCAUGGCCUUCCCACCCGUCUUCGAUGUGGGCACCUACAAAUUUAUCCGUGAGGAGGACCAGUGCAUCUUUGAGCAUCGCUACUUCAAGGCCAAUGACACACUGGGCUUCAUGCUCAUGUUGGCUGUGCUCAUGGCAGCCACACAUGCUGUAUAUGGCAAGCUGCUCCUCUUCGAGUAUCGUCACCGCAAGAUGAAGCCAGUGCAGAUGGUGCCAGCCAUCAGCCAGAACUGGACAUUCCAUGGCCCUGGGGCUACCGGCCAGGCUGCUGCCAACUGGAUCGCCGGCUUUGGCCGUGGGCCCAUGCCACCAACUCUGCUGGGUAUCCGGCAGAAUGGGCAUGCAGUCAGCCGGCGGCUGCUAGGCAUGGACGAGGUCAAGGGUGAAAAGCAGCUGGGCCGUAUGUUCUACGCAAUCACAUUGCUCUUCCUGCUCCUCUGGUCACCCUACAUUGUGGCCUGCUACUGGCGAGUGUUUGUGAAAGCCUGUGCUGUGCCCCACCACUACCUGGCCACCGCUGUUUGGAUGAGCUUCGCCCAGGCUGCUGUCAACCCAAUCGUCUGCUUCCUGCUCAACAAGGACCUCAAGAAGUGCCUGAGGACUCACGCCCCCUGCUGGGGCACAGGAGGUGCCCUGGCUCCCAGAGAACCCUACUGUGUCAUGUAAAGCAGGCUGGUAGGCAGACAGGCAGGGAGAAAGUCAUGGCCACCAUCAUGGGGCCAACAGCAAGGGAGGGAUGGGGCCACAUAUUAGGAGACUUCCCUUCUGAGCUCCAGUCCCAGCCCCUCAAACCACCCGUAAUCUAGACACCUUUGCCAACACCUCCCCAGGGUUGGGGCCUGGGUUGUGGGGCUGGGAAACAGGCGUUUCUAGUUUCGUGAGGCCUGUCUCCACUGCCUCCUUCUCUACUUCUACAAUGUCUCUCUCCCUCUUUCUCUCUAUCUCUAAGAAGUGACAAUUCAGAAAAAGAAAACAAAACUGAAAAUGCGGGUUUUUCUAACAGCUGAGGAGACAGGCUUUCUUGCUUUAAUGUCUCUCCUUCUGACAUUGUCCAGAGGGGGGAAAUUUGCCCUGUAAAAUAGACUUCCAGAGCUCUUAUUGUCCCCUCUGCUCCCAGGCACCCCCUCCAAGUCCUUUAGCAAGGCCUGGAUGCUUUAAGGAGAAAUUGAUCCAGGGCUGCUGACAAAAAGGGACCAAAGGAGAUACUAGGUCCCCAGGGAGCAGAGCUAUUUGCCAUGUUGUGUGCAAUGUUUUAGGUCAACCCUGGUCCCAAGCCCAGUCUCUUCUCCCUCCCCACCAUGUCCAGACCUCCCAAGUGUUUCUUAAACAUCUGGUUGAGAAGCCAGAGAGGGAGGGAGAAGGGUCUGCAGGGAUGGGCCCCAGGGUAGGUGAAGAGCAGGAUGUGAGCUGAACUCUUGGAGAUGAAGAGACCCAAGCUUGGCUGCAUUCUCUCACGCUGCCUCCUGGAUCCCUGACCCCAAACUCUUCUUUCUGAAGAUGGAAAUCCACUCCACCCCACUAGGGCUGAUGUGGGUGCCAUACAGGCAGGAGCAGCCCCCAGAGAAGUGUAGGGAGAGAGCUGAACUCCCCAGAGUAACUGAAUCCCAAAGUCUGGGAUCACAGCUGAAUUCAUCUCCAGAAUUGUCUCCUGGGUUCAUGGUACUCGUCUGAAAAUAAAAACUCUCUGUGGGCCUUGGUAACUCAUAGAGGUACAAACUCCAAGGCACUGUGGACUUGUGUCCACUCCUCUCUGACCUCUUUUUGUCCCUCUCAAACCUCAGGGGCAUCAAGCCCCGCCUUGGUAGCCCUUGGCCUUCUGGGCCUUCAGCCGUGAAUUUCCCUCCUCCCAGUAGCCCUUUCCCCCCUUCCUCCCUCCACCCUUACCUACACCCAAAGGGAAGCAGGCUGGAGCCAGUUUCCCCAGGUGGGAGAUACCAAGCCUUCCCUCUAGGGGCAGAGAGUAUGCUGGGCUCACUUCAAGGUCGGUUCUUGUGGAUGUGUGAGCCAACCUGGCACCCCUUUGCCUGGUUUAGCCCUGGCUGUCUGCUCCACCCCCUUCUCAUUUCUUAGAGAGGGGGGAGAUCUGUAUUUAUCCACCCCCCCUUUCCCUUCCCUAUAGAAGCCCCUGUCCUAAGCUCCCUCCCUAACCCAAGACAGCUCCAGUUCUGGGGAAGCCUUGACCUAAAAGGAGUGGGGAGGGCACUCUAGGCCGGAGAGACAUUAAGGAGCCUGGCUGUGGAAUGGCCCUGGAAAGGCAGGCCAGAAUGACUGAGAGGCUGGGGGUGGGGAGAUGCCUGUUCUCUCAGUGAUAAU
This is a messenger RNA of Choloepus didactylus (southern two-toed sloth), 3240 nucleotides long. It is a transcript of the gene GPR173, whose product is annotated as G protein-coupled receptor 173. NCBI's taxonomy places the organism in Eukaryota, Metazoa, Chordata, Mammalia, Pilosa, Megalonychidae. Gene Ontology annotation, molecular function: G protein-coupled receptor activity. Gene Ontology annotation, biological process: G protein-coupled receptor signaling pathway. The record is from RefSeq and is a predicted model, not a curated record. The transcript has 2 exons. Bases 472 to 1593 code for a protein of 373 amino acids. Gene Ontology annotation, cellular component: plasma membrane.